CUGACCCGACAUCAGUCAGCUGACGUUUCUCUCAACCAGCUGUUUUUUUUUAUUACAAGUAGAAACAUGAAUACAUAUUUUUGACUCUAUCACACAACGCAUAUUUUUGUUGUGUUGUUUUUAUUCUUACCACAUUAACCUAAUGUUAGAAAAGGAUAGAUGAUAUUUUUCCAGCCGAGUCCGAGUACAGCCGAAUUCAGUCGACUUCAAGGUUGACACGGCCAAUCAGCCGACAGUUUGCGAAUUUUACACGCGAAAUUGACCAAUAGAAAGUUGAAGUAAAUAGUGUGAAGUUCGUGCGAAUAAUUCCGGAAACCUGUGACAAGACGAGCCAGCAAAAUGAAGCGAGUUUUUCUUUAUCUCGCAAAAAUGGCUGACGCGUCGUCGGCGUUGCGCGCUAAGAAAAUCCCUGAUAGUUUGUACGAGUUGUGUAUUCAUAACGUGGUGAAAUGUUAUAAUAAAAGUAAUAAGUGUUAUCGAGAUGAGUUACGUUCGCUGCCAGAUACCAUACUUAUGGAUGUUUACUUUAAGAUGUACCUGGAGAAGAAGCUCUGUAUCCUGGGCGUGGAGCUGUCCUCCCUUGACACCAUCGAGCGCCUGCUCCGCUUCACGGGCUCGCAGCUGAGGCUGCUGCAGUGCUUCCAGGCGGUGAUCGAGCACGGCUCGAAGCUGUCCACAGAACUGGCCACCAUCUACACCAGCCGGUGCGACGCCGGCAAACACAAAGUGGAGCACCUCAUCAACUUGGGCCUGAGACUCGGCGGGUUCUUGAACGAGGCAGGCUGGUAUGCGGAUGCCGAGCGUGUGCUACAGCGCUGUCGUGAGGUAUGCCAGGCGCAGCCACAGAGCACCUACUACAAACGGCUCACGCUCGAGUGCUGUCACAGGUUAUUGAACACACAGUCGUCUUACUGCUGCUUCCCCGCGGCGGCGGAGACCUAUGCCCUGUCCCUCCAACUGCUGGGCUGCAGCGACUCGCGGGACGAGUCCAAGGGCGGCUACGACGAGGCGGCGCCGCACGCGCGCGCGCCCAGCCGCGACCAGGCCUGCCAGACCGACCCACAGAUGUAUGAAGACUACAUCACCAGCAACUCGCGGGACGAGUGCAAGGGCGGCUACGACGAGGCGGCGCCGCACGCGCGCGCGCCCAGUCGCGACCAGGCCUGCCAGACUGACCCACAGAUGUAUGAAGACUACAUCACCAGCGACUCGCGGGACGAGUCCAAGGGCGGCUACGACGAGGCGGCGCCGCACGCGCGCGCGCCCAGCCGCGACCAGGCCUGCCAGACUGACCCACAGAUGUACGAAGACUACAUCACCAGCGACUCGCGGGACGAGUCCAAGGGCGGCUACGACCAGGCGGCGCCGCUCGCGCGCGCGCCCAGCCGCGACCAGGCCUGCCAGCCUGACCCACAGAUGUACGAAGACUACAUCACCAGCGACUCGCGGGACGAGUCCAAGGGCGGCUACGACGAGGCGGCCUGCCAGACUGACCCACAGAUGUACGAAGACUAUAUUACCAGCUUAGAGAAUCCCCCGCCGGACGACGCUGAAGAGGUGGAGGGCGGGUUCAACGUGCAGCACCAAGCCGUGAGUUCAGCGCGCUCAUGUUCGUGCGCUGCGACUACAGCGCCGCGCACCGCUGGAGCCUGCGCGCGCAGCGGCUGCUGGCGAGGCACACGCCCGUGCGGUGAGUGCACGCGGCCGUGUGAAGGAGUUCAGCGCGCUCAUGUUCGUGCGCUGCGACUACAGCGCCGCGCACCGCUGGAGCCUGCGCGCGCAGCGGCUGCUGGCGAGGCACACGCCCGUGCGGUGAGUGCACGCGGCCGUGUGAAGGAGUUCAGCGCGCUCAUGUUCGUGCGCUGCGACUACAGCGCCGCGCACCGCUGGAGCCUGCGCGCGCAGCGGCUGCUGGCGAGGCACACGCCCGUGCGGAUCACAGUAGAAGUAGUACGAGCGUGCGGUAAAGCGUGCGUUGUGAAGCGCCUCUUCAGCGCGGCAGGCGUGGCGGUGCGACACGCGGUCGGCCUGGCGCGCGCCGCGUGGGGGGCGCAGCACCCGCGCUACGCCGGAGCCCUACUGGACUAUGGGUUCUACCUGCUCAAUAUCGACUCUAUUACGCACAGUGUUGCUGUUUAUGAGGAGGCGCUAGGCACCCUUCGCAGCGUGUUUGGGUCUCGCAGCCUGCACGUGGCAACAGCCCAAGAGGACCUGGCGUACGCGCUGUACGUUCUGGAAUACUCCUCCGGCCGCUUCUACAAGGCGCGCGACCACGCUGAGCGCGCCAUACACAUCAUUGAGAACCUGGUGCCCCCCGACCACCUGCUGCUGGCUUCAGCGAAGCGCGUGAAGGCGCUUAUCCUGGAGGAGAUCGCGCUCGACACGCCCGCCGGGCAGGACCUCAGCGAACCGAGCCUGCUGGAGGAGUCGGAGGCUCUCCACAAGGCGGCUCUGCGGCUGUCCAUGAUGGCCUUCGGCGAGAACAACGUGCAGACCGCCAAGCACUACGGCAACCUCGGCCGUCUCUACCAGAGCAUGCAGAAGUUCCAGGACGCGGAGACGAUGCACCUGAAAGCCAUCGCCAUCAAGGAGGAGCUCCUCGGGCCGGAGGACUACGAGGUGGGGCUCAGCAUCGGGCACCUGGCCUCGCUCUACAACUACCACAUGAACAUGCACGUCGCCGCCGAGACGCUCUACCUGCGAUCCAUCGCCAUCAGCCUGAAGCUGUUCGGCGAGCGGUACUCCGGGCUGGAGUACGACUACCGCGGGCUCGUCAACGUGUUCACGCAGCUCAAGCGCCACGAGCGCGCCGCGCACUACAGCCGCCUGCUGCAGCGCUGGCACGAACUCCGUGAGCAAUCCAAAGCGGAGCAGCAGCAGCCGGCGCUCGGCAACGAGCAGAUCGUGCCGCUGUCGCUGCUGCGAGAGAAACUCUUCGGCGCCAACGACUGAGCGGACCGCAGCGGAGCGGACAUGGGGCUUGACAUCGGGGGAACCGUUCUAGGAACUUCGUCUAAAGCCCGGUCUGUGAGCACGUAGAAUUAUGUCCAAUGACCCCAAGCUACCCAUCCUUAUCGCUCGCGCGUAAUUAUGUUGCUGUCGCGCUCGCACACUCACUGCGGGCGCC
Ostrinia nubilalis (European corn borer) is the source of this 3127-nucleotide messenger RNA. It is a transcript of the gene Pat1, whose product is annotated as amyloid protein-binding protein 2. Gene Ontology annotation, biological process: intracellular protein transport; proteasome-mediated ubiquitin-dependent protein catabolic process. The coding region runs from base 340 to 2952 and encodes 870 amino acids. The transcript has 18 exons. The record is from RefSeq and is a predicted model, not a curated record. Gene Ontology annotation, molecular function: ubiquitin-like ligase-substrate adaptor activity; protein binding. NCBI's taxonomy places the organism in Eukaryota, Metazoa, Arthropoda, Insecta, Lepidoptera, Crambidae. Gene Ontology annotation, cellular component: Cul2-RING ubiquitin ligase complex.